AUAAAAGCUACUAAAUUUGAUGGACAGUGCAUCUUGCAUGUCCUCCCGCUCUGCGCUUCAGGCGUCAAUUGGCGAUUUUGUCGCGCGAAGCCACAGCUAACCGCGCCCCCUCCACAAUUCCCUCCAUGAGACUUUAACCAAAAUCCUCCUCCGCUCCACCUCGAGGCACCGCUUCAACCAUGCAUCCCCCUCCCUAUUAAUUCGCUCCUCCUGCUACCGCGGAGCAACUCUUUAGCCAUCGAGGUAUCGGUGUUGGUUCUGAUCGAUCGGAAAAAGCAGGCACGGCAACGGCAAUGGCGAAUCUCGUCUCACUCGCACUCCUCCUCGCCCUCCUCGGCGCAUUGUGCCGCAGCACCGACGCCACGGCCUUCGAGGUCGGCGGCGACGACGGGUGGGUCGUGCCUCCCGCUACCGACGGCGGCAUGUACAACCAGUGGGCGUCCAAGAACCGCUUCCUCGUCGGCGACAGCGUCCAUUUCAAGUACAAGGAGGACUCGGUGCUGGUGGUGACGGAGGACGACUACAGCAACUGCCGCGCGACGCACCCCAUCUUCUUCUCCAACAACGACGACACGGAGGUGGAGCUGGACCGCCCGGGCCUCUUCUACUUCAUCAGCGGCGUCACGGGGCACUGCGAGCGCGGCCAGCGGAUGACCGUCAGGGUCGUCGGCCAGGGCGCGCCCCCGCCGUCGCCCCUGGCUCCCCCGGCCCCUCCUAGCCCGCCAAGCCCCAGCGCCGCCGCGCCAGGCACCAGCGCGCUCGCCGGCGCCAUCGCCGCCGCGGCGAUGGCGCUGCCGGUCAUCAUGCUCACCGUCUAAAUUUGCGAAGCUGGCUGCGGAUGGACGGCUUUCGUGCACCCCACGUUCGUUUGUGAAUUGUGAUUGCUACUAGUACCGGCUCCCAGGUCGCGUUCCGUUUUUCAUUAUGAUCGCGCAUCUUCCCUAGAUGAAAUUAGUACGUUUUUGUGAUCGUAUGGAGCAUUUUAUUUGUGUCUGUCCUCGGGAUCGUAUUGCUCAACUGUAUCAUUUUUUUUGCGAGUAUACAUGAAGAAAUGAACACA
Messenger RNA from Panicum virgatum (switchgrass), 1060 nucleotides. RefSeq names its product mavicyanin-like. Gene Ontology annotation, cellular component: plasma membrane. Bases 294 to 818 code for a protein of 174 amino acids. The record is from RefSeq and is a predicted model, not a curated record. Gene Ontology annotation, molecular function: electron transfer activity. The transcript has 2 exons. Lineage: Eukaryota; Viridiplantae; Streptophyta; Magnoliopsida; Poales; Poaceae.